GUGUUCUCCUUCACCUUUCACUGCAUUAUCAGUAGCUUCCACUCCGAAAUUCAAUAGUUUUUGUUGGAGAAAAAAGAAAGGGAAAAAAGAAGAAUAGUUUAUGCAAAAUUGCGUAUACACUGUGUAUCACUUCAGCCUUCCCCAUGUUUAGAGGAAUGAACGUCCUUUUGCCUUGCUACAUAGCUUUUCUUUUACAGCUAUUAGUCUUCCAAACUUGCCAUUCUAGCAACAUCACUGCUCAUUGUGCUCCUUCUUCAUGCGGCAAUAUCCAAAACAUAAGCUACCCUUUCAGACUAAACACUGAUCCACAAAGCUGCGGAAACAAUAAUUAUAAUCUGAGUUGCGAGAACAAUAUUUCUACAGUAUUAUAUUUGUAUUCAGGUAAAUACUACGUGCAGGCAAUCAACUACGGUAACUACACAAUCCGAGUGGUAGAUGCUGGUGUACAAGGUAAUUGCUGCUCCAUCCCUCGUUAUUCUUUGGCACGUGACAACUUCAGUUACGGAGAUCCGUACACAUGGUAUAACUACAAGCAGGUACUGCCGCCGGGAGUGGGUGAAGGUUUCGUGGACUAUCGGGGGUACUAUUGGGGGGGCCGGUUACCUCCUACACUAUCACAGCCUAUGAUUUUCAUGAGCUGUGAAAAUACGGUGAAUUCUCCUCUUUAUGUGGACACGGCUCCCUACGGCCUUAACUAUGGAUCAGGAAAUUAUUCCAACUCUUCUCUUGUGACUCAUUCGAAUUAUGUGACUCUUGGGGGCAUGAAUGCCUCGGAUUUGAUGGAACUGUGCAGCAUAGAGAAAAUAUUUUUGCUUCCAAAGAAGAACUACACAGACAAUUACUCCUUUGAAGAAAUACACAGUGACCUGGCAAAUGGGUUUGAGCUUUCAUGGUACAACAUAAACUGUGAAAAAUGCAGAAGAGGUUGCUACCUCAACAGUGCAGACCAUCGUCGAUGCAUUGGUUUUCAUGAAAGCUAUAGGCAAAUUAUACUCUACACAGUGGCAGAACUCCUCACAACAAUUGCACUACUUCAUGGGCUAAAAGUUGUUUGUGGGACUCCAUGUGUGAUUAUAUUUUUGAUCUACAAAUGGCGAAGGAGACAUUUAUCAGUAUACGAUACAGUUGAACAAUUCCUACAGAGUCAGAAUAACCUGAUGCCAGUAAGAUAUUCCUAUUCAGAUAUCAAGAAGAUUACUAGAGGUUUCAAGGACGAAUUGGGUAAAGGAGGCUUUGGUACAGUUUACAAAGGAAAGCUUCGCAGUGGACGUUUUGCAGCAAUAAAAUUGUUGGGAAAAUCAAAAGCUAAUGGACAGGAUUUCAUAAAUGAAGUUGCUACCAUAGGAAGGAUUCACCAUACUAAUGUGGUGCAGCUAAUUGGUUUUUGCGCCGAAGGAUCAAAACGUGCUCUUGUAUAUGAUUUCAUGCCUAAUGGAUCUCUUGAUAGUCACUUGUUUUCUCAAGAAGGAUCAAUCUCUUUAAGCUGGCAAAAACUGCAUCAGAUUUCCCUUGGUGUGGCUUGUGGUAUCGACUAUCUCCAUUUAGGUUGUGACAUGCAAAUACUGCAUUUUGAUAUCAAGCCUCACAACAUUCUCCUCGACGAAAAUUUCACUCCAAAAGUCUCUGACUUCGGGCUCGCUAGGUUGUACCCAACGAAUGGCAGCAUCACAUCUCUCACUGCAGCAAGGGGCACCAUCGGAUACAUGGCUCCUGAAUUGUUCUACAAAAACAUUGGACGCGUCUCAUAUAAAGCUGAUGUCUAUAGCUUCGGAAUGCUGCUAUUGGAAAUGGCAGGCAAAAGAAAGAAUCUAAAUGCUUUGGCAGAAAAUUCAAGUCAAAUCUACUGGCCAUAUUGGGUUCAUGACCAAGUAUCUGAUGGAAAGGCCAUAGAAAUCGGAGACGAUGCCACUGAGGAAGAAAGUAAGAUCGUUAAGAAGAUGAUUAUGGUUGGAUUGUGGUGUAUACAAAUGAAACCCAUGGAUCGGCCUACAAUGAAGAAUGUUGUGGAGAUGCUUGAAGGAGAUUUGGAAAACUUGCGAUUGCCUCCUAAGCCUGUCUUCAAUGUAGAUGAGACGCCAACAAACAUUGAAGGAGAGUCAUCAUCGUUGUCAGGUGAUUCUACCGAAUCAACCAGUUUGGUUGAAAAUGCAUACUGAGUGAUAUGAUGUGGAAUGCUCUGCUUACAUGCAGGGAAAAUGAUAGAAUAAUGGCGCUUUCGGACUUGGUUAUGAUAAUUUAGUCUGCAAACAUUAUGAUAAUUUGCAAUCCUUACUUUUAUCUGAUUUGUGUUCCUAAUUUAGAGUUCAAGCUGCGGCUUGUUUCUUCGGUGUGGACUAUAUAAUCAUCAUACAAAGAUGUUAUGUUUAGUGUUUA
Molecule: messenger RNA, 2373 nt
Organism: Populus trichocarpa (black cottonwood)
Lineage: Eukaryota; Viridiplantae; Streptophyta; Magnoliopsida; Malpighiales; Salicaceae
Product: rust resistance kinase Lr10
Exons: 4
Coding region: 144-2156 (670 amino acids)
Biological process (GO): protein phosphorylation
Molecular function (GO): protein kinase activity; polysaccharide binding; ATP binding
Source: RefSeq, a predicted model, not a curated record